AUUGUUGUGUAAAAGAAUAUUGUUUUCCAUACACAUGUUUAAAUCGAAUACUACAAAGCCCAUGCAAGAUAUAUAUAAAUUCAACCGUAUAUAAUAAAGAAAUAUCCUACAAUUCAGACCAUACGUUUAACAGUAUACUUCAACUAGCACAACAAUCAACAUGAUCAGUAUGAUUCAGACCAAUGUGGCCCUCGUAGCUAUUUUCUUUCUCCUGUUUGCACUUAGACGAACUCGUAAAACCAUCAUGAACCCCAUAGACUACAUCUUAUUAACAGUCGGCGGUAACGUGAGACGUCGAACAAACAGCUAUACCAUUAACGACAUCUGUAAAGACGACAACAGUAUCAUUGAUAUUCCAGAUAAAAUUCAACCUGAUAGCAUGGUAACGGUUGACUUGUUAACAAAUGAUGAGACUAUCGUUGACAUGUCCAGUACCUGUUGCCAAUCUACAGAUACUAUGGACAACAACCUCGUAAUGGAUCAUCAGAAAAAAAUUGUAGAUGACAGAUCACCAGAGUUAAAGAAAAUUCACGUUCAGAACUACACCACCAGUUUGUUUGCUGGAUUUGCGGAAGAUUAUGAAACCGAUUCCGGAUCUGACUCUGGCGGUGAAAAUCACUGUGUGGAUGACAGCUCAUCCGAGUUGAAAAGAGUUCACGUUCAGAGCUACACCAGUCUUUUUGCGGGAUAUGCGUCGGACUAUGAAACCGAUUCCGGAUCUCAUUCUGGCGGCGAAAACCACUGUGUGGAUGACAGCUCAUUAAAGUUGAAAAGAGUUCACGUUCAGAGCUACACCAGUCUUUUUGCGGGAUAUGCGUCCGACUAUGAAACCGAUUCCGAAUAUGAUUCUGGCAGAGAAAGAAGCUCUGAAAGUGAUUGCUUUUCUGAUGAUGUCGACGCGGACGAUUCUGGAAGUGAUCUCGGAUAUUACGGUACCAACAACGUUUCGGAUAGGUCGGAAAACACGGAUAGCAUAGUUAUCGACAAAAAUACUAUUCGUGAGGAAUCUAUCAACAUGGUUGUUGAUGCCAAAAAUGAUUUGGACCACGACGAUAACCAGGUUUUCACGUUAGGAGUGUCGUCUGAUUCGGCUGCUAUACGAGACGAAUGGAACAAAAGAGAGUCAAAAGGGACUUUGAUUGCUCAUGUAGGCGAUGAGAUAUCGUUCAAGACUUUCCUUCCACUUGCCGAAGAAAACGAGCAGUUGACUGAAGAAGACGCUGCUAUCCAGUAUCAAAAGGUUUAUUGUACGUAGUAAAUGGGUUUUAGGGGGUAUUUAUGUUUUUAGGUCUCUUGGAUAGUGUAUGACCUAGGGUUUAGGGUUCAGCGUCUGCAUUUAGGGUUUAGGAUUCCGGUUUAUGGUUUCCAGGUUUUAGCGUUCAGGGUUUUGUUUUGUUUUUAAAAAAGAAAUAUUUAUAAAUAUCGUUUGAAUUCAGUG
This is a messenger RNA of Sphaeroforma arctica JP610, 1438 nucleotides long. RefSeq lists its product as hypothetical. NCBI's taxonomy places the organism in Eukaryota, Ichthyosporea, Ichthyophonida. The record is from RefSeq and is a predicted model, not a curated record. The coding region runs from base 161 to 1255 and encodes 364 amino acids. The transcript has a single exon.